This is a messenger RNA of Pleurotus ostreatus (oyster mushroom), 585 nucleotides long. RefSeq lists its product as uncharacterized. NCBI's taxonomy places the organism in Eukaryota, Fungi, Basidiomycota, Agaricomycetes, Agaricales, Pleurotaceae. The coding region runs from base 1 to 585 and encodes 194 amino acids. The transcript has 3 exons. The record is from RefSeq and is a predicted model, not a curated record.
AUGAAGCGUCCCAACCAAUUCGUUGGCCUCGAGCGGGUUCGCCUACCGGUCGUCGCUCCCGACCCAUACAAAAUCUCCCCCAACCUGCUCGCUCGAGUCAACAAGUUGGAGCCAAAGCGCGCCUACUCGGAUGACCCAAAGAGGUUUGCGGCUUGGGGAAAGAUGGUCCCGCCGGAGGACAAGCAAUUCAAGGUCACUUCCCAGGCGAGUCCACCAUUCGAACAUGGGGACUUCGACUCAUAUCCCAUUUCCAGGUCUCCACGAUCAUCGAGUUUCGGCGCCGCGAUCGAACUGGGGACUAGUCAGAACCUGGUUGAUAUCUGGCACGUUGUCACGAACACUCCAUCUUGGCCGAUAGACCCCAAAUCUUUGACAUGGGAUACCAGGCCCACCCGUGUCUCCAAGAUCGGCUCCAUUACCAUCACACCUGGUACAAACUACACUCACAGCUUCUUCUGCUCACGCGAUUCACUCCAUGUGUUCGAGUUUGCUGCUGGAAGUGAAGAUGUACACAUCCAGUGGUCGCAAGGCCACAAUCGUCCAAAUCCAGUGGUGACGAUGGCCCAGCGCGCAUCAAUCGUGUGA